Molecule: messenger RNA, 243 nt
Organism: Symbiodinium necroappetens
Lineage: Eukaryota; Dinophyceae; Suessiales; Symbiodiniaceae
Source: the annotation of a GenBank genome assembly
GCAUUCGACAGCUUGUGUCACACGUGCCAGCAGCAGGCCCAACGCAGCCAGCCGCUUCAGGAGGCGUUCAUUUGCCGUGACCGUGCCUGGGGUGUCCAGCAGCACUACGAGACGAAGUUGAAGCGCCUGAACGACAACCUUUACCGUGCCGGGCCCGACGGCAACGAUCGCCUGGAGAGAAAUCGCGGAAAGCUGCUCCGCGCCAGGGCGGAAGUCGAUCGGCUGACCGGCGAGGUCGAUGAG